AUGGUGCGGGCGACAGCAGCCCCGGAGGCGCGGCCAAACUUGGCGGUGGCUGCGGAGGUUCGGCUCGCCGUGCCCUGGCCUCGGACGAUGAGCGCGGCGCAGCGCGGCGCAGCGGCCAAGGGGGCGGGGGCGCGGGGCGCUUCCGACUCGCAGGAGCGCCGAGGCGACCUCAGCCCCUCAUCUUUACGUAACCGGCAGCGCCUCCGCACGCAGCAUCCACGGCCCCGGGCUCCGCCGCGCUGCCGCCUCUCGCCGCCUCCGGUGCCCAGAGCCGGGCGCAAUCCCCCCGACGGGCGCACAGUCUGCUCCGAGCCGGCUCCCCUGGAAAGACGCCACACGUGGCGGUCGCAAGUUUAUUCGACCGAAAACGCCCCCGAGGCGCUGGGAGAGGAAACUGCAAGAGAGUCAGAACAGCCUUUCGGUGGAGAGGUGCGUCUAGAACUGAGGCGUGCGGCCAAUCCGACAGUUCUGUUUCGAUGCCUCGUGCUACCUCUACAGCCUCGAACGCCGACAUUUAAAAGGGUAACAGCCGGGAGGCUGGAAAGGAGCAGCCGCGCAUCUUUGGGAGUGUCUCUCAAUCCCUUAGCCGGUCUAGGCCUCUUGGCUCACGUUCCAGCUUGCGGAGUGUGGGAUACACCUUCCCUACUCGGUUGCGUUCCUUCUUAUGACAAAAGAGAACUUCAGUUUCAUUUUCCAGCUCGCAAACAGUUAAGUGACUUCCUGCAAACACUACAGUCCCAGCAACCAGCCUUCCAAUCAAAAGUAAGUUGGUUGAUGUCACUGACAUUGGCUCAGCCAAUCAGAAGGGCAUUCCGAAGGCCAGCGCUGCACACUUGUAAACGCGAAGAGCUGUAGUGAAACUGAACACAUCCUUGUACUUUGUGUUGCUGAUGGUAAAAUCGAGAUAUGUAUGGGAGGGCAGUGGUGAUAAAUAAAUGCAAAGUGAGUCAAUAAUUUUAAAAAAACAACUAAAUAUGUCAGGCCAAGUUGCUCAAGAAUAAACACAAAUGAGAAAGCAUCAAUUCGUUUUUCCAUUUCAGGAUGCAGCAUACUUUGGGGCAGAUUUUUAGUAAUUCUUCCACCCAAUACAUUAACUAUGACUAAUUCAACUUAAAAAUGCAGAGCUGACAAAAGUUCUGUUUUAAAGCAUAGUCCUUCUUCUGUCUGGCUAGUCUUACUUUGAAACGCUUCAUUUUUUCUUUUGUGAUACCUCAAUUCCUCUCCUUCCCUCGUGCAAUUUAUUCUAAGGAAGCUGUUUUCGUUUUGUUUUGAAGCUAUUGUAACCUCUCUAAAAUAAAUGGAGACAAAAAUCCGUGCAUAACUUUUAAAACU
Molecule: messenger RNA, 1332 nt
Organism: Balaenoptera acutorostrata (minke whale)
Lineage: Eukaryota; Metazoa; Chordata; Mammalia; Artiodactyla; Balaenopteridae
Exons: 2
Coding region: 1-855 (284 amino acids)
Source: RefSeq, a predicted model, not a curated record